AAAUGCACAUCACGUUCAGGAAGCGCAGCUCAGAGAGGAUUCUGCUGAUCCACGGGGUUGUUGGAGGAGGACUCGGAUGAAAACAGUUUUGGUUUCAGUCAUAUUGUUUUCAUGUUGACGCAGACACAUAUGUUGCUUGCAUAUUGUGGAGUUGUAGCUUGAAGGUACGCAGUAAGAGCAGAGUCCUAAAUGGGCUGAUGAUGUUUAAAUGUGAUUUAGACUUAAAAAGCAAAAGUAGAUAGUGUUGUUUGAAACUAGGCUUUAGAAGAUUAUUUUUACUCAAGUCAGAUUCUGCAGUAUUACAGUAGGCUGUAGUCAUAUGUGUCCAUGCAGCAUAAAGUAGACUGUGCCAAUCAAGGCAUUAUGUGCAUGUAGAGGCUAAAGAUUUGGGAGCCGCUUGUGUGUCAACAUGUCAGUAAAAGGUGUUGCCAUUUACACUUUUCUAAGUGAAAACAAGGAAGAGAUCAACAUCCAGGAAAAUGAGGAAGUGGUUAUCUUUGACGAGAACUCGGUGGAUGGCUGGGUCUUGGGGGAAAACAGCCGAGGGGAGCGGGGUCUCUUCCCUAAAUCUUAUGUGAAUAUCAUUCGCACUCGCUCCGACUCCAACGUGACGGACUGCUCCAUAAGCCCGGCAGGCUCUUUAGGAAAUGACUCCCCCCAUCUACCGUCUACACCAAACACAUCCAUUAAUUCUGCACAGAUUUAUGACGAAGACUACUACGAUGACUGGGACGACUGGGACGACAGAUCCACAGUGGUGGAUGAUGCUGAUCACACUAACACUAGCACUACUGGAGCUAACGGACAUAUCUUUCAGGCCCCACCAUCGAAUAAUCCUAACGUGCAUUACCGGAACAAACCAGUCUCCGGACAAGACAGCAUGGCCAGCGGCAGGAAGGGUAGCAUGGUGGGCAGAAACUUGAACAGAUUUUCCAGCUUUGUCCGCUCAGGCGUGGAGGCGUUUGUGCUUGGUGAUGUCCCCAUGAUGGCAAAGAUUGCAGAGUCGUACACCAUUGAGAUGGGUUCACUGGGACCUCAAUGGAAGGCUAAUCCCAGGCCAUUCAUCUGCUCUAUUGAAGACCCAACCAAACAGACAAAGUUCAAGGGUAUUAAGACCUACAUAUCAUACAGAGUGACACCGAGCCACAUAGGCCGGCCAGUGUACAGGCGAUACAAACACUUUGACUGGUUGUACAACCGUUUACUGCACAAGUUCACUGUGAUCUCUGUGCCUCACCUCCCUGAGAAGCAGGCCACCGGUCGGUUCGAGGAGGACUUUAUCGAGAAGCGAAAGAGGCGACUGAUUCUGUGGAUGAACCACAUGACCAGCCACCCGGUCCUCUCGCAGUAUGAAGGCUUUGAGCACUUUCUGAUUUGUGCUGAUGAUAAGCAGUGGAAACUGGGUAAGAGGCGGGCAGAGAAGGACGAAAUGGUGGGAGCCCAUUUCAUGCUGACUCUUCAGAUCCCCAACGAGCACCAGGACCUUCAGGACGUCGAGGAGAGAGUUGACAACUUCAAGACCUUUGCCAAGAAAAUGGACGACAGUGUGAUGCAGCUCACGCAUGUUGCCUCCGAGCUCGUGCGUAAGCACCUGGGCGGGUUCAGGAAGGAGUUCCAGCGACUUGGGAAUGCCUUCCAGUCCAUUAGCCAGGCGUUCACACUUGACCCACCCUACAAGACAGAUGCCCUCAACAAUGCCAUCUCCCACACUGGCCGCACCUAUGAAAACAUCGGAGAGAUGUUUGCAGAGCAACCUAAGUAUGACCUCUUCCAGAUGUUGGAUAAACUCUCGCUCUAUCAAGGCCUGCUCGCCAACUUCCCGGACAUCAUUCAUCUACAGAAAGGCGCCUUCGCCAAGGUGAAGGAGAGCCAGCGGAUGAGCGACGAGGGGAAGAUGGACCAAGACGAAGCAGACGGGAUCAGGAAACGCUGCCGGACUGUGGGCUUCGCCCUCCAGGCAGAAAUGAGCCACUUCCAUCAGCAACGAGAGGUGGACUUCAAAGACAUGAUGCAAGCCUACCUCAGGGAGCAGAUAGCCUUUUACCAGCGUGUCGUCCAGCAACUGGAGCGCACCCUGCGCAUGUACGACGGCCUUUGAACACUCCAGACUCACUCCACAUGCCAAAACGUCAAGAAGAAAAGAACACAUUUUGACUCCCUUUUUUUCAUAUAUCAGGGUGCUGUAUAGGCGGAAAAGAAAACCCGGUAGUUACUGAAGCGAUGCACAAAGCCAGCCAUUAAUUCACUCUGAUGGAUUCAAAGAAACGUUUUUAAAAAGACCUACUUUUUUAUAUCUAAAAUACACUUCAAAUAGGCAAAGUCAGUAUAUUUUAUAUAAUUUGUUGUUUAUGACAAUGAAAAUGAAAAGUACAGGUUAGAUAGGGAUACACAUAAAUAAAGCCAUAAAGAAGGCCCUGUGCUUUUCUUCUCUUAAAGCGAUCCGUGAAUAGUUGUACCGAUAGACUUUUAUUUCACAGAGAAAAACAAUACAGUAGCUUUUUUUAAAAUCUGCUUAGUUCUUACAAAUUUAAAUUAAAUAUUGACAUGCGGACGUCGCAUUGAGUUUAGCCAUUUUAAACUUACCUUAAAAUGGCUAAACUCGUCUUUUGCCUAACAAUAUUAUUAUACGACGGGAGGAAUCUGUGUCUUCACUGAAUUUUCGAUGAGAAAUCUUCACUCCGCAACGCAUUCUGAGUAGAUGGCGCCAGCUCCGACAGUCAUUUUGUGCUAUAAAUGACGUUGCGUUCUGUUUCAGCUUGAAGUGAAGCGCGAUUAAACAGAAGGCAAUGGAGAAAAGACAAGAAGAAACGAGGAUGAGGAGAGAUUCGGCUGAAAAAGCUAGAGUUUGCGCUGGUUUUUUAGCUCCAGCUAACAGUGUUAGCUCCAGCUCCUCUGCCAGGCAUACCGCAUGUUAAAAAUGGCCGCCCCCGCAUGUGCACAAUGUAAUAAAGACGUUUUUGAAGUGAUUAUGAUUUUUUUUAUUUUGCAAACAACUUUUAGGUUAAUUUAAAAAAUGACAUAUUUUUCGUAGCCAAUAUGUUCUAAGCUAGUCAUGGUAACUCUUUUCCAGGAUCAAUUCAGGCUUUAUAUUUAAACCAAAAAGAUGAAAAGAAUCAAACAUAAUGGCACACAUAUAUAUUUUUUACACCGGCCGUUGAAUGAUCUGGAUUUUCUUUUUCUGCUCAGUAUCGAGGAAUGUUAGCUUGACUUUGCUGAGAGCGCAUCCUGCUCAGGUCUUGGCUGCUUCAACUUUCAUGUCACUAAGGCCUCGACUCGCUUUGGGACGACUGCAGUCGAUUUUCAGUAGCUUUCUUUCAGUUUGUGCCUUUGGGGAAACUUUGCUUUUUCAUAAUAUUUUGUGAGUUUAGCAUUUUCUUCUUGUGUACCCCAGGGGGGAAUUGUUGGUAUGAGCUUAGUGUGUCUGGACAAGUUUGCACAUGUCUUUUUCAUGGUCGUAGUCAUGGGUUUGUUUUACGUUGUGAGGCUGAAGUCUUAAGAUGAGUCAAAAGCUGUGCUUAACUCCCUGCUACACAGGGGAGAAAAACAAAUGUAUAACUUUAUAUGUAGCAGCAAUUUGAAAUUACGUCAUGGAAACAGUGUAGAGAGUGAAAGGGACACACUGUCUUAUGUGCUGGAUGAAAGAAAUGGUAGUGCUCUCAUGUUUGUACAAUAAAGAGAUAUUACUAUA
This is a messenger RNA of Poeciliopsis prolifica (blackstripe livebearer), 3688 nucleotides long. RefSeq names its product sorting nexin 33 (gene snx33). The record is from RefSeq and is a predicted model, not a curated record. Bases 410 to 2098 code for a protein of 562 amino acids. Gene Ontology annotation, molecular function: phosphatidylinositol binding; protein binding. Gene Ontology annotation, biological process: mitotic cytokinesis; endosomal transport; intracellular protein transport. Gene Ontology annotation, cellular component: cytoplasmic vesicle; plasma membrane. The transcript has 2 exons. NCBI's taxonomy places the organism in Eukaryota, Metazoa, Chordata, Actinopteri, Cyprinodontiformes, Poeciliidae.